AUGAGCUCUAAACAACGGCGAAUGGACCAUUCUGAUGACGAAGGCACUCACCACAGUCGUGAUAAAUUUACGCGUGAACGUAGAAGUAGUCUUGAUCAUAAUAAUUCGUCACCAGAAGAUAGAGAUACAGCGAACUAUUCAGAUCGACGUUCUAAAAGGAGACGGUCCAUAUCGCCCGAUUCAAGGAGGCCACAACAACUUGAAGGAGACCAUUACAUUCCUAAUUAUGAGAAGGAUGGUUAUACACCUGCCCCAAGAUACGUUGGCAGACCAGGGGACAUGCGAUUUCCACCGCAUGGGUUCCCAGUCGGUUUAUCACUUGGGCCAGCGCCACAAAUUAUACCCCCGGGCGGACCUCUCAUGGCAAUGGAUUGGACGGGUCCUGGAAGACAAGAACCACUGAAGGACCCCGAUCAACUUGAUUUUUUGGUGACAUUCAAGUAUUAUGCCGAAUUCCUUCAGGUGUCAAAUCAAAAAACACGAUACACUGAUGAUGACUUACAUAAAAAAUAUAAUGACUAUAAAGAAGCUUUUGGUAUUAAACAAUUGAAAACCUUUUUUGAGGCCCAUAAAAAGGAAGAAUGGUUUCUUGAAAAAUAUCAUCCAAAGUAUAUGGAGCCAAGGAUAGCAGCAACUAAGGAAUUAAAAAAGAAAAAUUAUCAAAAUUUUAUCACAGAUUUGAAAAGAGGUCUUUUAGAUAAUAUUGUUAAUGAUGUAGAAGAAAAUAAAGAAGAUACAAAGACAGAUGAAUCCACUGCAGACAAAACCGAACAGGACGAAGAUGCUAAUAGACUUUUUAUAAAGAGUGUAUCACCCAAUAUUUCCAGACAAAAAAUAGAAGAAAUGUGCAAAGAAAUUCCCGGGUUCAAAUAUCUUGCUUUAUCUGAACCUAAUCCUCAAAAAAAAUUUCAUCGUCUGGGAUGGAUUGUUUUUGAAGAAGGAUCUGAUAUGGACGCAGCAUAUGAAAAACUAAAUGAACAGAAGAUUGACGAAUUCGUUUUUUACCUGGCUCGCCAUAAAAAUCAAACUGGACCCGUUCGUAAUCGAACCACUCCGGACGCUGCUAAUACUCUUGAAAGGUUGAAAAAAGAUUUGGAAAUGGCCAUUAAGCUUUCAGAGAAGCUUGAUAAAGAUGUUGAUAACACAAUGACCGGAAGUCAGCAUAUCAAACAAAGACUCAUAUUAAUUGACGAUGGCCAUCGGCGUGAAGAAAUAAAUAACGUUAAGAGAAUAUUGGAUAUUCAUAUUGAAUAUUUACGCAGAACACAUCUUUUUUGUUAUUAUUGUGGUUGUGAAUCGGAUUCUGUUGAGGAACUUAACAGAAAAUGCCCUGGACGUCAUCUAAGGAGUUUACCUGGAAGCAAUGAUGUGAAAUCUGCCGGAAAAUCAUUAAAAGAAAAACAGAUUAACGCUACAACGUGGUUGAAAACUUUAGAUAAUAAAAUUAACUACAAAACAGAACCAUUGAAAUAUGAAAACGAAGUUGAGAAGAAUGGUGGACUAAAUAUUAAACAGGUUUUGGAAAAUUUUUACAAUGAAAAUAUUAAUGAAGUUGAGCCCGGUCGUAAGUUCAAAUGCAACCUAUGUAGUAAAUUGUUUAAAGGCGCAGAUUUUGUUAAGAAGCACAUUGAUUACAAACAUCAUAGUACUGUCGAGACGACGAUGAAUGAUGCGAAAUUUUAUAAUAAUUACGUUCUUGAUCCAAACCACCUUCUUCCUACAACUCCACCUAAUCCUACUGCUGCACUUGUCCCUCAAAGCGUUACACCCAUUCCACCUAACCCAUUUCCGGUUAUGGCUAAUGCGCCACCCCCACCGUUCAUGAAUUUCAGUUUUCCUAUUAUGAGCGCUGCUGCUGGAACUCCUCAUGAUCAAAUUCCAAGGAUUGGAUUUGAUGGAAGAGACGAUAGCCGAGAACGUGGCUCCAGACAAACUUCUGAUUCAAGAAGACAACCAUCUAGACCUAAUGAUCUUAACGCGGGUUCGGAUCCUCGCCAGGUGAAAUCUUAUGUUGACCUGGAUGCACCUGCUGAAGGCGAUAUUGAAAUUAAAUAUUGA
Messenger RNA from Cetraspora pellucida, 2058 nucleotides. The record is from the annotation of a GenBank genome assembly. Lineage: Eukaryota; Fungi; Glomeromycota; Glomeromycetes; Diversisporales; Gigasporaceae.